AUGCCAAUAAGUACCUCAUCAGGUAUUUCGAUGGCAUUGGAGUAUGUGGCCCACGGGAUUGUAGAUUUGAUCGGAUGUAGACAGGUCUCGGCUGCAGCGUUUAUCCGUCUCCUCUGUUCUCCCAACUACUGCGGAUACGGCCCGAGAAUUCUGAAAAUAACUCUAGGAACACCAGAAAGGCCUACGACUGUCUUACAGUCGUGGUACGAUAGCAAGAUCAAGGGACCAUUAAAACUGAGUUUAACACCAAUGCACAACCCAGGACUCAAAAAUCAUCAAGGCACUUUUUCCGGGCAGAUCAUUUUGGAAUGUGAAAUUUUAGACAAAAAACGAACAUUUUGUAUCGAUGUAUCAAAUGUGAUCGCUGAACGGCUGUUACGUGCUAAUGUGGACUUACCGUUGCAUCGACUCGGGGGAAAAUUGCAAAUGGACGAGAUGAGUGACCGACACAAAGCGACUCAAAUUGGUGAGAAAAAUGAGUCAGAACAGGCAGAGUUGCGUAAGAAGAUUGAGCAGUUAUCAUGUGCUCUGAACAUAAUAUCACCGUACACCGCGUUCAUUGGUGUUGAUCCCGUUAAGGGAGUCUUCAAACCAGUAGUGCUAAUCAUAAUCCUGUCACUGCAUAUUCAUUUGCUUUCCUUUAUAGCACAGUCGCUUGCUUAUGCCGCUUUUGGAAUGUCCUGUGAUGUUGUUGGUACGUUGAUCAUAUGUGUCUUUGAUCUUUCGUUUAUUCCAUCUGCGAAAUAG
Messenger RNA from Echinostoma caproni, 747 nucleotides. NCBI's taxonomy places the organism in Eukaryota, Metazoa, Platyhelminthes, Trematoda, Plagiorchiida, Echinostomatidae. The record is from the annotation of a GenBank genome assembly.